CGGGCGGGGCGGGGUUCUGCGGCGCCCGGCGAGGACCAAAGUGCGACUUCAGACCGAGCAAAAGCCAGUUGGGUUGGACAGCCAUGCCCAAGUACUGCCGGGCUCCGAACUGCUCCAACAAUGCGGGCCAACUGGGCGCGGACAACCGCCCGGUUCCCCCUGAAGGAUGGUCCCCGGCUGCAGGCCUGGCUGAGGCACAUGGGGUGUGAGCACUGGGUGCCUAGCUGCCACCAGCACCUGUGCAGCGAGCACUUCGCCCCCUCUUGCUUCCAGUGGCGCUGGGGCGUGCGCUAUCUGCGGCCGGAUGCUGUGCCCUCCAUCUUCUCCGGAGCGCCGCCCGCCAAGAGGCAGACGAAUUCCCGAAGCACCGAGAAACCAGUCGUGCCUCCAACUCCGCAGGAGGCCACGUCCCUGUCCCCUGGUCCAGCCGUCCCGGCCCCUGGCCCCGUACAGCUUGUGGUGUUGGGGCCAGCAUCCGGGGGCCUCGAGAUCCCAGCCACCGUGUUCCUGACUCCCCUGCCGCUUCCGCCGGUUCCCACGGGGCCGCGCCCUGGAGUGUCGGCCCAGCACCCCUGGCCCGGGCUGGGCGCGGCGCUGGGAGCGCUGCAGCGGCGGGUGCGGAGGCUCCAGCGGCGCCACGAACGGCACCAGGCGCGGCUGCGGGCUCUGGAACAGCUGGCGAAGCAGCUGCGCGCGGAGAGCCUACUGGCGCCGGCGCACCGGGGCCGGCUGCGCGCGCUCCCUGGACCUGAGGAGUCCCAAGCCUUCACCAUCAUCUGUGGAGGGCCUGACAUAGCUGUGGUCCUCGCCCAAGGUCCUGCACCUCCCACCCUGGACGCCAAGCCUGAGCUCCUGGACACUCAGACUGCCAGUGCAUAAGGACCAGGACAGAUGACAGAAGACAGAGGAAGAGAGAUGCAUCAAACAUGGGCUUGGCCCAGCCCCAUGACCCAUGCCUGGGGCAUAGCAGUGCCUCCCUCAGGGCCCUGGCUCCCACCACCUCCUCCUAGGGACCCCUUGAACCUUAGGGCUGACCUGGGCCCAAGACCCCUGUCAGCAGUGAUUACCCUGGGAACCAGGUCCCAACCCCACCUUCAAUCUUUGCGGUCAGUAAAACAUUCUCAGAGCAGAGCAAGGGUUGUUCGUUUGGAGAGAGUUGUACCUGGUUCUGAAGAGCCCCUUGUACCCUUUGCCAAGGCUGGUGCCAAGCUGGGGAUACAGCAGUGAACACAGCUGACAAAAGUCCUGUCCUCGUGGUGCUCACUUUCUGCUUGAGCAGAAGAUGAACUAGUAAAUUAAUAAACAGUAUAAUUUCAGGUUGUGAUAAGUGCCAUAAAGACUGAAUGAAAAUGUAAUGGGCUGGGUGGGAGGGAGGACUCUCUAAGGAGACAGUGUUUGAGCAGACACCUGAUGAUGAGAAGGAGCUGGCCUGGAAGGCACGUGGACUGGAUGUUCCAGGGAGAAGAACGGCCUCUGCGCAUACCCUACCAUCUAAGGUAUAAGCCGGAGGAAGACAGUGUUGCUAUGGCAAACACUGAAGCAGGGAAGGGAGUGAGUGUUUGUGUGUGAGGAGGGUGGGGUUGGGACGCAAUGUUAGAUAGAGCAGAAAAGGUCUCAUUGGAAAGGUACCAAUAAGCGAAAGCCUAAAAGAGAGGAGUAAGGGAACCAGGUAUCUGGGGAAAGAGCAUUCCAGGCAGAAGGAGCGCCAGUGCAGAGGUCCUGGGGUGAGGAGGAACAAGGAGGCCAGGGUGGUUAGAGUGGAGUGACUGAGGGGGAGAG
This is a messenger RNA of Aethalodelphis obliquidens (Pacific white-sided dolphin), 1779 nucleotides long. It is a transcript of the gene THAP8, whose product is annotated as THAP domain containing 8. Lineage: Eukaryota; Metazoa; Chordata; Mammalia; Artiodactyla; Delphinidae. Bases 121 to 879 code for a protein of 252 amino acids. The record is from RefSeq and is a predicted model, not a curated record. The transcript is spliced from 4 exons.